This is a messenger RNA of Haliotis rubra (blacklip abalone), 2932 nucleotides long. RefSeq names its product DNA mismatch repair protein Msh2-like. Gene Ontology annotation, biological process: mitotic recombination; mismatch repair. Lineage: Eukaryota; Metazoa; Mollusca; Gastropoda; Lepetellida; Haliotidae. The record is from RefSeq and is a predicted model, not a curated record. Gene Ontology annotation, cellular component: MutSalpha complex; nucleus. Gene Ontology annotation, molecular function: ATP-dependent DNA damage sensor activity; ATP binding; mismatched DNA binding.
UGAGGCAGUAACUUAUAGUUUCCCGGAUUUUAAUUGACACCAUUUCGCGCGAGAUUUCCCGCGCAUGUCAACAUGGCUUUGCUACCGAAACAGGAGUUACAGUUAGACACAGCCCAAGAGCAGGGAUUCCUGUCUUUCUUCAGAAAACUGCCAGAGAAAUCCAGUACCACAUUGCGUGUAUUUGACAGGACAGAAUAUUACACCGUUCAUGGCCAGGAUGCAGUGUUCGUUGCCAAGGAUGUGUACAAGACCACCGGGGUCGUUAAGCACCUGGGUUCAGGAUCAAACAAGGUGGAGUCUGUGGUCCUGAGCAAGAUGAACUUUGAGUCAUUGGUUCGUGACCUGCUGUUGGUCCGGCAAUACAGAGUGGAAGUGUACUGCAAUAAGGGAGCCUCCAAGAACAAUGACUGGUCCCUGGUCUUUAAGGCGUCUCCAGGUAACCUGACACAGUUUGAGGACAUCUUGUUUGGCAACAAUGAAAUGUCAGCUUCCUCUGGUGCCGUGGGCGUGAAGCUGGGUACAGACAAUGGGCAGCGGGUUGUGGGCGUUGGCUUCACAGAUGUCACUCAGAGGAAGUUCACAGUCAGUGAGUUUUCUGACAAUGACCAGUUUUCAAAUCUUGAGGCACUGAUUGUUCAACUGGGCCCCAAGGAGUGUGUGGUGAUGGCAGGGGAGACAACUGGAGAGGGAGGUCGACUGAGACAGGUGCUUGAGAGAAGUGGGUUACUUCUCACAGAGAGAAAGAGAGCUGACUUCUCAAGCAAGGACAUUGUACAAGACCUGAACCGACUCCUGAAGGUGAAGAAGGGAGAACAGCCAAACAGCUCAACUCUCAAUGAGCUUGACAAGACACACGGUACUGCAGCUCUUUCUGCCGUCAUACGGUACCUCGAGCUUCUGUCUGACGAGGGCAACUUUGGCCAGUACACUGUGGGUAGUUUUGAGUUGGGUCAGUACAUGAGACUGGACUCUGCAGCCGUCAGGGCCCUCAACCUGAUGCCCAGUCCCAGUGAAGGAGGCAACAAGAACCAGAGUGUACUGGGUCUGCUCAAUAAGUGCCGGACAGCCCAGGGUCAGCGUCUCUUGGGUCAGUGGGUCAAGCAGCCCCUCAUGGACGUCAACAGAAUAGAGGAACGUCUCAAUGUCGUGGAGGCUGUAGUUGAGGAUGCGGAGCUGCGGCAGACGCUGCAGGAAGAUCAGCUCCGUCGCAUGCCAGACUUUCAGCGUUUGGCCAAGAAGUUCCAACGCCAGAAGGCAACACUACAGGACUGCUACCGAGUGUACCAGGCGAUUGACAAGAUGCCGCAGUUGCUGGAGACGUUGGAGCGCCACUCCGGCACUCAUCAGCCACUCCUCAUGGAACUCUUCACUAACCCACUCAAGGAGCUGCUGAUGGACUUCUCCAAGUUCCAGGAGAUGGUGGAGACAACACUGGACCUGCAGCAAGUAGAGCAUCAUGAGUAUCUCAUCAAACCUGACUUCGACGAGAACCUCACAGCUCUCCCCGAGAAGAUUGAUGACUUGGAGGGUCAGAUCAAGGGACAGAUGAAUAGGGUGGCCAGAGAUCUGGGUCUGGAAGCUAACAAGACUCUGAAACUGGAGAGCAACUCUCAGCUGGGCUACUUCUUCCGAGUGACAAGGAAAGAUGAGAAGUCGCUGCGUAACAACAAGAACUACCGCACUAUCGACACCAACAAGAAUGGUGUUCGCUUUCACAACACCGCAGUACGUCAAUUGAAUGAGGAAUACCUGCAAGCAAAGGAGGAAUACACGGAACAACAGAAGAGCGUUGUCACAGAGAUCAUUAACAUCGCAGCUGGCUACGUUGAUCCCAUGCUGCUGAUCAACGACAACAUCGCACAGCUGGACGUCCUCGUCAGCUUUGCACACGUCGCCUGCAGUGCCCCUAUCCCUUACGUCAGACCAACUAUUCAUGCGAAAGGUGGAGCUGCACUGCGGCUGAUGGAGGCACGACACCCGUGUCUAGAGAUGCAGGAUGAUGUGUCGUAUAUCCCCAAUGAUGUCUCCUUCGUUAGAGACAAGGAAAUGUUUCACAUCAUCACAGGUCCGAAUAUGGGGGGCAAGUCCACGUAUAUCAGAUCGAUAGGUGUCAUUGUGUUGAUGGCCCAGUUGGGCUGCUUCGUCCCAUGUGAGGAGGCAGAGAUUUCAGUGGUGGACAGUAUCCUGGCCCGUGUGGGGGCGGGGGACAGUCAGCUAAAGGGUGUGUCCACCUUCAUGGCAGAGAUGCUGGAAACUGCCUCCAUACUGAGGUCAGCAUCUGAGAACUCACUAAUAAUCAUCGAUGAACUGGGACGUGGUACGUCGACAUAUGAUGGCUUCGGUCUGGCAUGGGCAAUCUCAGAGAACAUUGCAACAAAGAUCAAGGCAUUCUGUUUAUUUGCGACUCACUUCCAUGAGUUGACUGCACUGGCUGAUGUCGUCCCAACUGUAACCAACCGUCAUGUGACUGCCCUCACCACUAAUGACACCCUAACACUGCUGUACAGAGUCAAGUCUGGUGUGUGUGACCAGAGUUUCGGGAUCCACGUGGCGGAGUUGGCACACUUCCCCAAGCAUGUGAUAGAGUUUGCCAAGACGAAGGCGAGCGAGCUUGAAGACUACCAGUCUAUCAGCCUCACCGGCACGGACCUAGAUGGGGACUCAGAACCAGCUGUCAAGAAACGCAAGUGUGCCAAACAGGAUGGAGAACAACUCAUACAGGACUUCAUCAGCAAGGUCAAGGCCAUUCCUGUGUCAACCAUAAGUGAUGCAGAGAUCCUGAAGGAGGUGGGGAAGCUGAAGGCGGAGUUGGAAGCUAAGGACAACCCAUACAUCACAGACCUCUUGGCUCGGAAACAGAAUACAUAGUGACAUUGAACACCUUUCCCUUGUACAUUGUAUAUAUAGGCAUCAUUAAACAUCUUCAUCAGUG